Linum tenue is the source of this 378-nucleotide messenger RNA. The record is from the annotation of a GenBank genome assembly. NCBI's taxonomy places the organism in Eukaryota, Viridiplantae, Streptophyta, Magnoliopsida, Malpighiales, Linaceae.
AUGAAGCUUGCUUUGGUUGUCUCUCUUCUACUUCUUCUACCUUUCUUCCUUCAACAAGCUCAAGGGAUUCGACCCGAGAAGGGAUUUCUUGAUCAACAAGCUCAAGUGGUUGUGGUGGUGGAGAAGAAGAGCUCAUCAUCAUCACCAUCAAUGGAGGAAAGAAGUAGUCCUAAUGAUCAUGAUAGUAAUGGAAGAGUACUAGUAGUGGGAGAAGAUGGAGUAGUUGUGUGCAAAGAAGGGCAGGAAUGUAAAAAUACAGGUAUUGAUGAGAUGAAGACAAGAACAUCAGUUACAAAGAAACCAUCUUCUUCUUCCUCGCAUCAUUGGCUUCAUGAAGAUUACUAUGGACCCAGAAAUCACAGACCUAAACACCAUUGA